Solanum lycopersicum (tomato) is the source of this 1515-nucleotide messenger RNA. RefSeq lists its product as uncharacterized. NCBI's taxonomy places the organism in Eukaryota, Viridiplantae, Streptophyta, Magnoliopsida, Solanales, Solanaceae. The record is from RefSeq and is a predicted model, not a curated record.
AUAAUAUAAAAGCGAGUAACCCGGCCCAUAACUCUCUUUAGCCGCACUUCCUGCUUGCUAAGUAGAACAUACAAUUCAUUUUUCUUUUCUCUCUAAAACAGUUUUUGCCCAUCUUUCAAACUCCUCCGCCAAAAAAAAACCUCCUUUCCUUCUCAUUAGGGUUUCCUUUGAAAAAGAAAGUAUUGAUUGAUAUGUUGUAGUAUUUCUAGAUCUGAAACGAAGCUAUGCAAUCAGAUUAUGAAAUGGGUGGGAUCCAUCAAGAGUGUGAAGAUGAGCCUAGAUUCAUGGUGGAAAAUAAUGCUUCCACUUCUUCCCCAUUUUACCCAAACUAUCACUUCCCUCCGACGUCUCAUCCUAUUCUCCAACAAAUCCACAGUUUACCGAUUACUCAACAUUUUUUCCCUUAUCAACAUGCUCAUUACAGAUCUAUGUCAGAAGAAAUAAGAGUAGAUCAGUCUCAGACGGCGGAGUUAGUGGCUUUUCCUGCAAGUGAAAUAAGAGGAGGACAAGAAGAUGCUUUGAUUCGUGGGAGUGAGCGAUACUGUACACAGCCUCGACAAACUUGUGUAGCUGUUUGGCAAAACCAAGAAGAUUCUGCUAUGAAACAACCUGUUUGGAAAGGAGAAUAUUCAAAUGGAAAUGCAAUUGAGAAAAACAAACAAGAAGAAGAUGAGGAAUUGUAUAGUUUAGAAGAAACUAAUAAACGUAGAGUAGUAUUCGGAGAGUUAGAAGCUAUUUGUAUUCGUGGAAUUGCAUCUGAAUCUGCUGAUAAUUUGCCAACCAACCACAAUGUCACUUUUCCUGAAUUGGCUCUCAAUGAAGCCAUGGUUAACAAAAUGGAUAAUACUAUGGGUAAAUUUCAUAAAAGGAAGAGAGGGAAAGAUGAAUGGGGAAGAUUUUUCAAGUCAUUAGUGAAGAAACUGGCGAACCACCAAGAAGAUCUACAAAGAAGUUUGAUGGAAACAAUGGAGUGAUUAGAUCAAGAAAGAAAAGAAAGAGAAGAAUUAUGGAGAGAGAAAGAAUUAGAAAAACUCCAAAAUGAAGAAGCUGCUAGAGCCCAUGAAAGAAGAUUGGCUUCAACUAGAGAAGCUGCUCUUGUUUCUUGCUUAGAAAAACUCACAGGUCAGAAAAUUGAUUUUCAAACAUUCAAAAUAAAGGAAGACGAAACCUGAGAUAACAAGUAAGUAUGGAAAGAAAUAAGUAAGUCAAUCAAUGUCUGCAAUGGGAUAUUAUGAGCCGCAAAGAGAAGUGAUGCACAAGUGUAGUCUCAAGAAAAGAUCACAAGGGAACAGUUGAGAAUAGUUGUACUCAAGGAAAUGAUACUAAUAUUGAUGGCGAUGAAAACAGACGUAACAAACAACAACAAUGAGUGAUAAGCUAUAAGAACAUCACUGCUUACUUUCUUCUUUAUUAUUGUUUAUUUUCUCAUUUCUUUUUCAUGUAUUUGUUUUGUUCAUCCUGUCAUUUCCUUUUCUUCCAACAAUGAUAUCAGUUCCCAUGUCGUUUUUCAUACUA